This is a messenger RNA of Salvia miltiorrhiza (redroot sage), 1115 nucleotides long. RefSeq lists its product as uncharacterized. Gene Ontology annotation, biological process: vacuolar proton-transporting V-type ATPase complex assembly. Gene Ontology annotation, cellular component: extrinsic component of endoplasmic reticulum membrane. The transcript is spliced from 6 exons. The record is from RefSeq and is a predicted model, not a curated record. Lineage: Eukaryota; Viridiplantae; Streptophyta; Magnoliopsida; Lamiales; Lamiaceae. The coding region runs from base 193 to 819 and encodes 208 amino acids.
AGAUUAAUUCCUAUGUCUUCUCUGAAAGUUCUUUUUUUUUUUUGAUAAAUUCUAGUACUUCUUUCUGUUUUAUUUAUCCUUUUUUGUUGAAAAAUUACAAAAUCGUUGUCUGCGUCGAACAAGCGCUAACAGUUUCCAAUCCAAAUUUCUUAUUCUGCAAUAGAUUUGCACAGAGUUUAAUUUCUCAAAAAAAUGCCGAGUUCCGAAAAUAGGACUGAAUCGACUGAUAAGCUCAUGGAAACUGAUCAACACGUAUUGAAUUUCUUAGAUUCCAUGGAUACUUAUCUAGUUCUUAUGGAUUCCUUAUCAUCAACUCUUCGUCAGGGAUGGCUGGAGCUAGCCAGUGCUCGACAUUCAAUGGGCGCUGCUCGUGUCAGCAGCGCCUUGUUUAACCUCAAAUCUCAUCAUGCUUCAACAACACUGGAAAUAGACAAUGUUGACGUCAAUGUAGAGCUACCGCACCUCACAUUGUGCAAAUGGGCGUCCUCGGAUGAUUCUGAAAAGAAUUCCGGGGGAGCCAAAUUUAAGGAUGAUGAAUUAUCACCUCCUCCCAAGCCUGAAAGCCCACGAACUCAGGAUGAGGAACCUCAAGACAGACGGGCAGAAAGUGGUGAAUCUCCGGUUUCUCCUGAUGAUCACGCUCAACAGGCAAGAUCUAGGUCACUUUCCAUGUUUGGGACACUGGUCUCUCCUAAGCUUCGUGCAACCCAAACAUCAUUCGAGAGAGCUCUGGAGAUGCUGGUGGAGAUAUCAAAUGUACGAGCUUCUUUGCUGCAUGCUCACGAUCAAGUACAGAAAGACCUGAAGGCUGCCAAAUAGCUAUGGCAAGCUUCUCUUUGUUUACUCUGAUUCUAAGUCCCCCCCUCCAGUAUAGUCCAAGAUUAUCGAUCAUUUAUACAUACGGGAAGAUACGACAUUCACACGAUCCUAAUUUAUGCUUUUCCUCUACCCCACAUACCUUGCUUCUGUAACUCAGCAAGAGACAUAUAACCUAGAAAGAACAUGCUCGUCUGCUUCGGGGUGGUCCAAAAGUUGCUAUGUUGUAACAUAACUUCAUUCUUUUACUCUUUUAUUUUUCAGAGAGUGAUAUCUAUUGAACAGGAGGACUACUAAAA